AGCAUCAACAGAGCCGCGGUGGAGAAGGUGGGCAGCUUCAAGCUCCUAACUUCCAUAUCACCAGCAACUUGAGCUGGUCCCUUCACACUGAUGCUGUGAUCAAUAAAGCACGUCAGCUUUUCUACUUUGAGAAGAUUCGGCAUGUCCACGAGCAUUAAUAAGAGAGUGGGCAAAAAGAGAUUCACCAGCCGUUGCCUGGAGUAGAGGCCUGUGGAGGCAACGAGAGAUUGGACAAACGUGACCUCCCAAAGUGCAUGACUUUGCACUGGUCCAAAUUACAUUCCAUCUGUCGGGGAUCUGGCCAACUUUCAGGCUGUAUCUUGAAACCACUCUCUGCGACCCCACCAGUUUCCGAGUCAUCAGUAGACUCACUGAUCAUACUCCCUCCAUUCUCAUCCAAGUCCCUGAUAGAUGCUACAAACAACACCAACCAUGAAAGGAUCUUUCUGCCUUUUGGUGAAACCGCCUUUCUUGCUUCUGAACUCGAACACGUAUGCUCUAAUGACGAGUCAUCGAGCUGCAAUAUUAACUGUGUUUCUUUCUCCACAGAUGGUUCCUGACCUGCUGAGUGUUACCAGCGAUUCGUGCUGUGUUAUAUUUGAGUACAGGAUCAGUCUGUCUAAUCUCUUCUUAUUCAUAGAACAGAGAACAGUGCAGCACAGGAAAGGGCCCUUCGGCCCACAAUAUCCAUGCCCAACAUGAUGCCUAGUUAAACUAAUCUCCUCCGAUUCCUAUGAUCCAUAUCCCUCCAUUCCCCGCAUAUCCAUGUGCCUAUCUACAAGCCUCAAACGCCACUAUUGUAUCUGCCUCCACUACCACCCCCGGCAGCACGUUCCCGGCCCCCACCCUCUCUGUAAAAAAACUUCCCCCACACGUCUCCAAUAACCUCUCACCUUAAAAAACUAUGCCCUCUAGUGUUGGACAUUUUCACCCUGGGGUAAAGGUUCUGACUAUCUACCCCAUCUAUGCCACUCAUAAUUUUAUAUACUUCUAUCAAACUCCUCCUUAACCUCUGAUGUUCCAGAUAAAACAAUCCCAGUCUGUCCAACCUCUCUUUAUAGCUAAUACUUUCUCAUCCAGACCCCAGCAUUCUGGUAAACCUCCUCUGCACCCUCUCCAAAACGUCCACAUCCUUCCUGAAAUGGGGUGACCAGAACUGCGAGCAAUACCCUGAAUGCAGCCUAACCAAAAUCCUAUAGAGCCGCAUCAUGAUUUCCUGAAUCUUGUACUCAAAGCCCCGACUGAUGAAGGCAAGUGUACUGUACGCCUUCUUUACCGCUCUCUCUACUCAAGUGUUGCCACUUUCAGGGAGCUCUGAACAAUAUUGUAUUCCACUACAGGAAAGGAGCAGCUUCGGCAGACUGUUGAAUAGUUGGAGUGAUUUGAAUCUCUCUGUUUUUUCCGUAGGUCUGAUAAGAGGUUCCUCCAUGACAGCUCCCACCAUCGUCAACGUCACCGGGACGGAGUACUCCAUCACUGCAGGGGGCGCUCUCUCCAUCACGUGCAGGGGUCAGAGUUCCCUGGGCUGGUCGUGUCCGGGGAAGGUGAGCGUGGAAGAAGACAGCAAGUCGCCGCUGUUCAGGCCGGAGGAGGCGGGAGGGAGGAGCGUGAGCGUCAAGGAUUGCAAGGGUUCCCCUGCACAGCAGUACUGCAAGACCCUGGUGCUAACGAGGGCGAGAGCCAGCGACACCGGGUACUACCGCUGCCAUUACCACUUCGCCGGACCGAUAGUGGACGGGGUGAAUGCGAUCAGCGUGUACAUCUUUGUGAAAGAUCUCCAGAGCCCGUUCCUCAGCUCAUCGCCCAACGGCACCCAACAGCCUCAGGUUCUGAUUGUGAACAGUUCGCUGGUCACGGUGCCCUGCUUGGUGACCAUCCCAUCCCUCAACGUCACUCUGCGCGAGGAUCCGACAUCUGUCAUCUAUCCCGAUGGAGUCAAUGUCUUCUGGGACAACAGGAAGGGGAUGAUCAUUCCUAGGCAGAGGCUUGAUAACCUGCUGUACGUGACCUGCGAGACUGUCGUUGGUGCCAGAGUCUUCUCAUCUGCACUUUACAUCAUCCAAGCGUUCGGACGGAAGAUCUACAACAUCAUCCUGACCGUGGAUCGGCCACACCUGCUCGUCGGGGAAAGGCUGGUCCUCAACUGCACUGUGGAGGCAGAGUUCAACGUGGCUGUGCACUUUGACUGGGCAAUGCCGCGGGAUGGGAUUGUCAAAGGUGACCCGUCGGUGGUGAGAAGGAACCACAAACGAACGCUGGAGACCGGCGUGUUGCUGAGCAGCAGCCUGACCCUCUACAACGUGUCCAUGGCGGACCGAGGCAUUUACACUUGCAAGGCGGACAACAGCUAUGUUGUGGAGGAGCGCACCAUAGAGGUGGUGGUGCACGAGAGGCCCUUCAUCGUGCUCGAGUACAGCAGUGGGCCGGUGGUGCAGGCCAGGCUGGGCCAGAGGGGCCUGGUGCUGAGGGCAAGUGUUCGAGCCUACCCUCCAGCAGUCUUCCAGUGGUUGAAGGAUGGGCAGCCGGUGAGGAGCGGGGGGCAAGGGAAGCCGAGCUUGGACAUCGGUGAGGUGACAGAGCAGGUCGCUGGGGUCUACACCCUGCUGGCCCGCAACCCCCGGAACCACCUGCAGGAGGAGCUGCGGAUACGGCUCGUUGUCAAUGUGCCACCUCAGAUCCACGAGAAGGAGGUGGCGUCUCCCACCAACAUCUACCCCAAGGGAAGCCGCCAGACCCUGACCUGCACCGUCUAUGGAGUCCCCACCCCCCCGCGGGUGUUGUGGCAGUGGAGACCCUGGGGACCGUGUGGCCUCAAGUCCCACCGCAGUCUGGGUCGCCGGGACACAGCGCCACGCCACGCCCAGGAUCGAACCCACGACUGCCAGGACUGGAGAAACAUCUCGGCUGGAAGAAUGGUCAACAACAUCGAGAGCAUUGAGACCAGCACCGAAAUGCUGGAGGGAAGGAACAAGACAGUCAGCAAGCUGGUUAUCCUCGCUGCCAACAUCUCCGUCAUGUACAAGUGUUCCGCGUUCAACAAGGUCGGCCACGACGAUCGAGUCAUCUACUUCUAUGUGACCAAUAUCCCGGAGGGUUUUGGCAUCGAGCUGCAGCCGUCGGAGGCUCCAGUAGAGGGGCAGCGGGUGCAGUUGCGAUGCAGUGCAGACAACUACACCUACGAGAACGUGCAGUGGUACCGGCUGCUGCCCAGCGCACUGGAGGGUGAGCUGGGGGACCCGCCCGUGCUGGAGUGCAGGAACAUGCACCGUUACGCAAGCAGGCUGCCGGCGCAGGUGACGACCGACCCACGGGUCCGGGGACUGGCGUUGGAGCUGCACAUCAACAGCAUUGCCCACAGCGACGAGGGCGACUACGUGUGUGAGGUGCAGAACCGCAAGACCGGCGAGAAACAUUGUCACCGCAAAUACCUGCUGGUGAGAGGUGAGCGCACCUGUAGAAAGGAGGCGAGGAGGAAUACCUAUGCUCAAGGUGGUGAAUCUGGGGAAUUCAUUGCCACAGACGGCAGUGGCGGCCAAGUCAUUGGGUAUUUUCCUGGUAGAGAGAGCGUAUGCUUGACUGUAGGGGUGGUCUUCAGCGAGCUGAAUCAGACUCUGACGGUGCAGCGGGUACAGAUAGAGGAUGCGGGGGUGUACCGCUGCAUUGCAUGCAACUCCAAGGGCUGCAUCAACUCCAGCGCCGUCGUCACUGUGGAAGGAGCUGACGACAAAUCGAACAUCGAAGUGGUGAUCCUGGUGGGGACGGGCGUGAUUGCCAUCUUCUUCUGGAUUCUCCUCAUCCUCAUCUUCUGUAACGUCAAGCGAGUGAGAUUCCUGGGGACCAGCCCAGCUGAUAUCAAAACCGGAUAUCUGUCCAUAAUCGUGGACCCAGAUGAAAUCCCUUUGGACGAGCAGAGUGAAUACCUGCCCUACGAUUCCACCAAGUGGGAGUUUCCUCGGGACAGGCUGCGACUGGGAAAGAUCCUGGGUCACGGCGCCUUCGGGAAGGUGGUGGAAGCCUCGGCAUUCGGGAUCGACAAGAGCAGCAGCUGCAGGACUGUAGCAGUGAAGAUGUUGAAAGAUGGAGCCACAGCCAACGAACACAAGGCACUGAUGUCUGAACUCAAGAUUCUCAUUCACAUCGGGAACCAUCUCAAUGUCGUUAACCUCCUGGGGGCAUGCACCAAAGCAAAUGGUCCGCUGAUGGUGAUCGUGGAGUAUUGCAGAUACGGAAACCUCUCCAACUACCUGAGGAACAAGCGGGAAGAUUUCAUCCCCUGCAGGGAGCGGGUGCCGAUGGUGAGGAGCCAGAUGAUCUCCAUGGUGGAGGUGGUGAAGGGUCUGGAGAACCGGGGCCAGGUCGGUUCCGGCGAAAGCCCGGUCUGCAUUCGAACGGCCAUGGAGAUGCUGAGUCACACCAGGGACCUGGUGGAAGAUGGAGCUGUUCCCAAACCAUGUUUCCUUCCAACAGUGGAUGACCUGUGGCAGUGUCCCCUCACGCUGGUCGACCUCAUCUGUUACAGCUUCCAAGUGGCCCGUGGAAUGGAGUUCCUGGCAUCGAAGAAGUGUAUCCACAGAGACCUGGCGGCCCGCAACAUCCUCCUCUCUGACAACAACGUGGUGAAGAUUUGUGACUUUGGGCUGGCGAGGGACAUCUACAAGGAUCCCGACUACGUGAGGAAGGGCAACGCUCGACUCCCACUCAAGUGGAUGGCUCCGGAGAGCAUCUUUGACAAAGUCUACACCACCCAGAGCGACGUUUGGUCCUUUGGAGUCCUGCUUUGGGAGAUCUUCUCUCUAGGUGUUUCUCCCUAUCCUGGCGUCCAGAUUAAUGAGGAAUUCUGCCAGCGAUUGAGGGAGGGUACCAGGAUGCGAGCUCCCGAGUACGCAACGGAGGAAAUCUACCGUAUUAUGUUGAACAGUUGGCAAGGGGAACCUAAAGACAGACCAACCUUCUCAGACCUGGUGGAGAUCCUCGGAGACCUGUUGCAAGCUAAUGUCGAGCAGGAUGGGAAGGAUUAUAUCCCCCUGAAUAUGUUACAGGCCAGGGAAGGAGAGCUGGCCUUUUCUCGUUUCCAAACGUCCUUGGCUCGUGGAGAUGGCGAGAUGUCCGAAUGGAGAAUACGAUGUGACAGUAUAGGACCGCGAUACUACAACUGUCUCUCAUUGCCGGGAUGCACGGCCGAGGGACAUCAGAUGAAGUUUGCCACAAGGGUGAAAACGUUUGAAGAUAUCCCAAUGGAGCAGGCUGGGAACUCCAUGCAGAAUGACAACCAGACGGACAGUGGGAUGGUGCUGGCACCAGAGGAGCUUGAGAAGAUGGACGCUUCACAUGAACAUCAACUGGCCUUCAGGAAAGCCUCAAAUCCAGCAUCGGUGCCAAGGGCAUGCCGGCUGACCGAUGGGCAGGGUGACCGGUGCCGGCCUGGUUCGGACUGGUGCCCCGGCGUCCACAGCGGUGACUGUGGACACACCUCGCAGGCGGGCGGGGAGUGCGAGGAGCGGAGGAUCCAGUCCUCAGAAGCCGGCCUCCUGAACAUCAUCUCCCCCUUCUAGGACUCAUCCCCCAUGGAGGGGCUAACGCCGCAGGAUCCUGGCUCAAUGCAAUCCUCGGACGUCACUCCAACGAACCCCUCACUCACGCUCGGACACUGCUCUGGAUCUGCCGCGGUGGCUCUGGAUCGGAACCUCUGGAGAAUUCCAAGCCUGGCGCAGUCCAGAAUCAUCCACCAACCACCCAGAUCCACUCCACUGCCUGGAGUCUGUCAGUUCACAACCUGUGCUGUCGAAUAUUAGCUAAAUAACCAUCCGGACAGGCCACUAUCUCAUUGUUCAAAGACUCCUCCUGAAAGAUUCAUUCAAAUCACAUUUCUUUCUGCAUCUACUGUCUCAAAGUCGAGUCGCUUACUCGGAAUCCAUGAGUGUUUAAAAUAUGUUUUAUGAAAUAUUGAACUUUUUUUUGUGAGUGCCCCUUUGUACCAAGUUGGGGAGUGGGAUAAGUCAGUCCCUCUCGUGGAGGGGUCUGUGGUGAGAUUGUCAGUGCUUUACCAAGAGGAAUGUCUGUGUCAGUUCACCUCCUGCUGGGAAAGCUCAUGAGGGUUCCUUCCUGCAGAUCCGAUCCUUUCAGUGAUCUCCCCCUCCCUCCUCCAGACGUGCCCAGCCUUAUCGCUGUAACAGACCUGGUUCAGGAGAUCUCCCUCUCCCCCAGAAUUGCUCGAUGGGUAGACUGACUUGGGUGGAAGAUCACUGGUGGGUUUGAGGGGAGAGGACAACUAACUCUGGCAAGUGUUAAAUCAAUCUUUUGAUCACUUUUUGGGUUCAGAGGGAUUCUAAUGAUGUUACUGAUUGAGUUCGAGUUAUUCUGAUGCUUUGAAACUAAUACUGUUGUUGUUAAUUCUGGGCAGGUGCCUUGCCCAGUGGAGGUAUAUGAUACUCUGGACUAAUUAUUCACUGUUCUCUUUCCACACCACAUUCAAUGUCGUAAAAUGAACCAAACCAUCUUAUAUUGGGAGGGGCUAUCAAACAAAAACUAACCAUGGAGUCACCAGACAAGGUGCAUAAAAAUGGCGGCCAGUGGCGCAGUGGUAGAGUUGCUGCCUCACAGCGCCAGAGACCCGGGUUCGAUCCUGACCUCAGGAACAGUCUGUACAAUUUUUAUGUUCUCAUCAUGACUGCGUGGGCUUUCUCCGGGUGCUCUGGUUUCCUCCCACUCUCCAAAGACAUAUAGGUUAGCAGGUGAAUUGGUUUCCAUAACUUGUAAAUUGGCCCUAUGUGUGUAGGAUAGUGCUUGUGUAAGAGGUGAUCGCUGGGCGGCGUAGAUUUAGUGGAUUGAAGGAGCUGCAUCUCCACAAAUCACCCUAUUGCCCAAAAUACUAUCCAGUGUCAAUGUUCCAUCCAAAAACCUCAUCCUCCUCAUCUCAACAUCACAUCUACCAAAACUCCAUAACUAACCUCCAGUCCCCAUUGUCCCACGCACCCCACCUCUCCCCCAGUGUGUCUCUGCGUCCUGAACUCAUUGGCCACAGUUGGUGCCUAGUUUCAUGUUCAUGUCAUACGAGCAGAAUGAGACAAUUCGGCCCAUCGGGUCUACUCCGCCAUUCAAUCAUAGCUAAUCUAUCUGUCUUUUCAUCUCGACCCUAUUCUCCUGCCUUCUCUCCAUAACGCCCAACACCCGUUCUAAUCAAGAAUAUAUCAAUCUCCGCCUUAAACAGCCUCCACAGCCUUCUGUGACAAUGAAUUACGCAGAUUCGCCACCCUCUGGCUAAAGAAAUUAAUCUCCUUUCUGAAUUCCCUUCCCACUCCCGCACUCCCCCCCCCCCCCCCCCCCCCUCCUCCCUGAGUGCAUUCACUGCUCUGAGCUUCAUAUUAAGGCCCCCUGUGAUUUAACAAGUGAUAUCACAGUGCCUAAUGUUCUUCUUGAUCUUGGAUUUGCUGCUGACUCCUUUAAUUAUAUUUCCUGGUUGUUAUCACAUACCUCCGCCUCAAAACUGGAAAUGCAACCGGGGAGGGGCUUGUUGCCAAUGGGUACACUGCAGCUAGUAAAGAUGGAGGUUUGUAAGGAGCUAUAGAGGUAACAUUCACAGGCAGAGCUGCUGCGUGUGACUCUCCUUCCUCUCUCUCCCUCAUCCGCAUUGUCCUCAUAUAGUCGUACAGCACAGACCCAACUCAGCCACGUUGAUCAACAUGACCAAUCUAAGCUGAUCUCAUUUGCCUGCGUUUGGCCCAUAUUCCCCUCUAAACCUUCCCUGUCCAUGGACCUUACAUCUUGUAUAUAAUGUAAUUGUACCCACCUCUACCAUCUUUGGGGCGGAACAGUGGCGCAGCGGUAGAGUUGCUGCCUUACAGUGCCAGAGACCCAGGUUCAAUCCUGACCACGGGUGUUGUCUCUAUGGAGUUUGCACGUUGUCCCCGUGACCACGUGGGUUUUCCCCGGGUGCUGCUGUUUCCUCCCAGACUCCAAAGAAGGACAAGUUUGUAGGUUAAUUGGCUUUGGUAAAAAUUGUAAAUUGUCUCUAGUGUGUAGGAGUGUAAGGGAUCGCUAGUUGGUGCGGGCUAAAGGGCUUGUUUCUGCACUGUAUCCCUGAAAAUAAAAAUAAAACACCUCCUCUGGCAGAUCGGUCCAUACACCCACCACCUUGUGUCAAAAACCUGCCGCACAUGUUGAAUCUUUCCCCUCUCGCCAUAAAUCUAUGCCCUCUAGUUUUGGACUCCUCCAUCCCUGGAAAAAGGUCUGUGACCAUCCACCUUAUCCAUGCCCCUCGUAAUUUUAUUUACUUCACGAAUGUUACCUCUCAGCCUCCUGCGUUCCAUGUAUCUGUCAAAAUGUCUCCUAAAUGUUGUUACUGUUCCUGCCUCAACUACUUCCUCUGGCAAGGCGAGUCACUGUGGCGGAUCUGUGUCUGUCGCCUCCGUGUUUAACGUGUUACUUGGUGUGGGGACACGCGUGUUUGAGAAUGAAUCCUGACUAGCCAUUGGCGCUGCCCCUGAUUGUUUACAGUUCCAUAAUAAUAACGGGGAAAAAUCUUCACAGAUCAUUUUAUACGGCGGGGUGGGAGGGGGAAUGAUAUCUCACUUAUAGAAGGAAUUGCUAAAAGUUACACUAAGAUGUUAUCUACAUUUAACGAUUUGCAGCAUGAUAAACGUUUUCCUGUGUGUGUGAUGUAUAUUGUACAUAGCAUAUUGUGGGCAACUGGAUAUGGGAUGUUUCCGAAGCAUGUAUAACACGGAAAUAAAAAACAUCUUUGGAUUGUGAAGCUCUGAGGAGCUGGCUCCCCUGAUUAAUCCCCACAGCAGCCAAACUUCUCGAUCUUGGACUUUAGCCGCACAGAGAGAAAAUAAAGCUUGCUGGCACGGCUCUCGUUCACCCGUCCAAUUGCCCCGAAGGAUCUUACAGCCAAGCCGCGACAUUUCUAAUGGAGAACAGGGGGCGGCACAGUGGCGCAGCGGUAGAGCUGCUGCCUCACAGCGCCAGAGACCCGGUUCGAUCCUGACUAUGGGUGCUGUCUGUACGGAGUUUGUAUGCUCUCCCUGUGACCGCAUGGGUUUUCUCCGGGUGCUCUGGUUUCCUCCUGCACUCAAAAGACGUACAGGUUUGUAGGUUCAUUGCUUUUGGUUAAAUUGUCCCUAGUGUGUUGGAUAGUGCUAGUGUACGGGGUGAUCGCUGGUCGGUGUGCUUGGUGGGCCAAAGGUCCUGUUUCCACGCUGCAUCUCUGAAGUCUAAAGUAAAGAAUGUUCAGCAGGCAGUCACUACAUACUCAGGAAUCUCCUAACAUCCAGAUAACAGGGUCACAGCAUGCAAGGUUCUUUACACAGAGGGUGGUGGGUGCCUGGAACUUGCUGCCAGGGGUAGGGGUGGAGGCAGAUACAAUAGUGGUGUUUGAGAGGCUUUUGGACACAUGGAUACACAGGGAUUAUGGAUGAAUGUGGAUCACGUGCAGGCAGAGGAGGUUAGUUUAAUUUGGCGUCAUGUUCAGCAUGGACAUUGUGGGCCGAAGGGCCUGUUCCUGUGCUGUGCUGUUCUACAUUGGGGCACUUGUCUCCAGAAAAGAGUCUGAGAGAUUUACUCAGUAAAGGCCUCCAUAGCGAUGGAAGUUCCUUCGGCCCAACUUGUCUGCGUUGAUGUACUGGGCUAGUCCCCUCUGCCUGUAUUUGGCCCAUAUUUCUCUAAAGUUUUCAUAUACCUAGAUCUGUGCCAACAUGUUUGGAAGUUGUAAUUAUAUUUGCUUCUAUAGCUUCCUCUGGCAA
Leucoraja erinaceus (little skate) is the source of this 9740-nucleotide messenger RNA. RefSeq names its product vascular endothelial growth factor receptor 3-like. The record is from RefSeq and is a predicted model, not a curated record. Gene Ontology annotation, molecular function: ATP binding; transmembrane receptor protein tyrosine kinase activity. Gene Ontology annotation, biological process: positive regulation of kinase activity; protein phosphorylation; cell surface receptor protein tyrosine kinase signaling pathway. Lineage: Eukaryota; Metazoa; Chordata; Chondrichthyes; Rajiformes; Rajidae. Gene Ontology annotation, cellular component: signaling receptor complex.